AUUCCAGGAUCAGUGACGACGCUUCACACCUUCUCUGAAGUGAUGCCAGGCUCUCUGCCACCAACGCUCUCUUUCCUAAAGUUGGAAAAAUUGGGAGAGUUCCCACCUGGUGUAUUGCCAACGUCUCUGAGAACAUUGGAGUUUAAAGAUGAAUAUUUUGAAUACCUUGAACCAGGAACAAUACCAGAAGGGGUGACAACAUUGGUCAUCGAGAACGUUAAUCAAGUCCUAGCACCUGGGGUGAUUCCGUCGACCGUGACCAAGUUAACAUUCGGUUACUUGUUCUCUCAACCUAUGACGUUAGGAUUGCUGCCCGACUCUCUAACCACUCUGGUCUUUGGAGAGCGCUUCAAUGACCGCCUAUCGCUGCCUGUCUCGAUCACAAGUCUGAAGUUUGGCAAGUACUUCAACCAGAUGUUGAGCCCAGAUGAUCUGCCGAAAUCUCUAUUGUACCUUGAGUUUGGAAAGCACUUUAAUCAUCCUCUAUCCGUUGGUGUACUCCCGCCAUCGUCAACUACAAUCAGGAUGGGAAAAAGAUUCAGUCAUCGACUUUCGUCUGAAUGCAUUCCAGCGUCAGUGACAUCACUCUCCAUCCCCGGUCUGGACAACCUUUCUAUAGAUUGCGGCAUGUCUCUGCCGUCAUCUCUUUGCCUCAAUAUUCAAAAGCCAAGAUCCGUUUACAAAGCCAAAUCAUACUCCAAGGGCACUUACUUCAAAGUUCUAAAGAGCAUCAACAACAUUACAUUCUCCCAAUACGGGUCUUUCAAUUUGAUUCAUGGGAGGAAGCUGGACGACAAAUAUGCUUUGCUAUACAACGACUUUAUGUAUAUAGAAUUUAUUCGAUAUGACCAAGAGGAUAUAGACCCCAAGGGCAAGCGACGUCUC
Messenger RNA from Acytostelium subglobosum LB1, 885 nucleotides. RefSeq lists its product as hypothetical. The transcript has a single exon. The record is from RefSeq and is a predicted model, not a curated record. Lineage: Eukaryota; Evosea; Eumycetozoa; Acytosteliales; Acytosteliaceae. The annotation marks the transcript as partial.